AUGAGCCUGGGGUCAUUCCAGGUCACUGACAGCGAAAAAAACCACACCUUCCACCCACAGGUGAAUGACAGCAGCACCUGAGGGAAGUUUCAGUUUCUGUCUGUACACAAUGAGGGGGGGGGGGUCGGUCCACUUUUACAUGUGAAAAAGUUUGAAUAGGUGAUUAAAAAAUCAUUUUAACUCAGCCAUGAUCGGACUCUCAUUUGAUGUCAAGAUUUUGGAGUUUCCCCCCUGCGGGACCAUUAAAGGAACAUCUUAACUUAUCUGAGGAUUAAAAUCAGGAGAGUGAAGAUGAUGAGGAGGAUGAUGGUGGUGGUGAUGAUGAAAGGUGGAGUCUGGUGAUGAAGGUGCAGGGACACACCUUCAGUCUGACUCAACUCUGAGAGGUUCUGAGAGGUACAGACUGACAACAAACCUUCUGAGAAAAACCCGGCUCUGCUUUCUCAGAACACUCUGAUGAAGGAGGAUAAAUACCUGCAGGAGGAGGCUGCACUCAGGACAGUCCCAUCAGGACCAGGGCCGCAUCCACACCAGACUGCACCACCGACCAGGAACCAGGAACCAGGCCUGAUCCACACCAGACUGAAGAAGACAAGUGAGUUUUUAUAUUGAACUUAUUUGGUGUUUUUUACAGUAACGAUAUUUGACAGUGAUGAUGGAGAGCUUACUAAAGAUCAGUCAGAGUCAGAGGAAGGUGAGACUAAAGAGUGAAGAUCUUCAUCAACUUCUCAGCUUCACUGAGGAACACAAACAGCUUAGACACACUCACCCUGUGAACUAUGAGACAGAGAGUUCAGAUGAUUUUCUCUUGCUUUUAUUUUGAUAUUUCUCAGUGUCACAUAGUAAAGAUACUUUCGUCAUGUGCUGUGAAAACAUACUUUUAUUUUGAAACAGCCUGUUUGUUACUCUAAGUAGGACUUAAGUAGGAAUAUAUAUGUAUAUAUAUAUAUAAGUGUGUGUAUAUAUAUAUUUAUAUAUAUAUAUACACAUAUAUAUAUGAAUAUAUAUAUGUGUGUGUCUAUAUAUAGACACACAUGUAUGUAUGUAUAAAUGUGUGUGUCUAUAUAUAUAGACACAUACAUAUAUAUGUAUAUGUGUGUGUAUAUAUAUAUAUAUAUAUAUAUAUUUAUAUAUACACACAUAUGUAUGUAUGUAUGUAUGUAUGUAUGUGUGUGUGUAUAUAUAUUGAUACAUAUAUAACAUGUAUACACAUAUGUAUAUAUAUAUAUGUGUGUGUGUGUGUGUAUAAAUAUACAUAUUUUUCGUAUAUAUUUAUUCAUUCAUUCAUUCAUUUAUAAGCCAUCAGUCCAAAAUCAGUGUACAUGUCUCUAAGUUUUAAAUGGAUCUUCCUGGUCUGUAAUAAAACUCUCUCCUCUUUCUGUUGAAGUGCAUUGUGGGUGCAUGUUUGUGGUGCUUCUAGCACUGUGGAAGGAGCUUGCAUCAGUUCCCAUUAAGACUUUUGAGAUAACAGAUCCUGACAUGCAGAGUAUAAUCCAGAGCCUGCAGGAGGCGCUAAGGAUCUACGACAGUGACCUGAAACAGAAGGUGAGAGUCUCUCUGCAGCUUCUCACCAAACUCCAUUUAAAAAACUUGAUAAUCACUCUUUGUGUUGGUGUUUGUCUGUGUAGAGCAUCCUGACCCCACUGGCCACCCUGCCCUGCACUGAGGCUGUCUAUCAGCUGGAACAGGUAGGUACACUACCUCUGCUGCCUGGCCCCCUACAGGCCACAGAGUUUAAGAAAAGAGAGAGAGAAUAAAGUUGAAAAACAUUAGUCCUCAUGUGUUUUACCUGGUUUAAAUCAAGUGUUUUCUGAAUUGGGUUUGGUGCAGAUCUCAGAUGUGGCCCGGAGACUGUCUCACUAUCCAGUGUGUGCAAGGCAGGUCAUGGACAACAAAGACCUGUGCAACGUCGUCAAGCUAAACAAUGACCUGCUGCAACACCUGGUGAGUCUCUGCACUCUGAUUGGUCAAUGAGACUGUUGAAUAAACAGAAACAUCUUGUAGUACUUUUGUUCUGAGGGAGACAUGUCUGAAACGUGUGUGUGUGUAUGUGUGUGUUUCAGGAGGGAUCAUAUCAGGACUCUGCAGACUGCUCCUCCUCCUCUUCCUCCUCCCCCUCCUCUCAGGUCACAGACUUUGACACUCUUCGUGAGUCAGUUCAGUGCUUUCACUGCUGGAUCCAGCAGGUGGAGGCGCUGCGCAGAUAA
This is a messenger RNA of Xyrichtys novacula (pearly razorfish), 2207 nucleotides long. NCBI's taxonomy places the organism in Eukaryota, Metazoa, Chordata, Actinopteri, Labriformes, Labridae. The record is from the annotation of a GenBank genome assembly.